CUGUCCCAGAGGCUUCCUUUUAGCCCAGGAUGUGGGAAGGAAGUGCCAGAGGGCCAAGGAACUUAAGCCAAGACAGGAAGCCCCACACCCAGAGGCCUUAAGAGGGCCAAGGAAGUUGUAUCCUAGAUUGGGCCUUCUGAGAGCAUCUAGAGGCACCUGCAGGAUGAAGGCUGCCUGCCUCCUCCUCCUCCCCGCCCUGUGGCUGCUGGUGUGCGGCAAGUCGCUCUGCUCCGUGGACGAAGCCAUCAGUGAGAAGGUCCUGGACGGCGCCAGAUCCCUCAUACUUGGGGCAAUAAGGAACACUGGCCUGGACUGCCUGACUGUCACCUCCAGGGGGGCCCUGGCCACCUGCCCGGAAGGCUUCGCCGUCACCAGCUGCUCUUGCGGCUCCGCCUGUGGUUCGUGGGACGUGCGCGUCGGGACCACCUGCCACUGUCAGUGCGCGGGCAUGGACUGGACGGGAGCGCGUUGCUGCCGCCCGCACGCCGUCGCCUGAGGCCUCGGGGGCGGAGCCAGGGGCGGAGGGGCGGGUCCUGGAAUAAACCCAAAGAACAUGAUGCCGAG
Molecule: messenger RNA, 564 nt
Organism: Manis javanica (Malayan pangolin)
Lineage: Eukaryota; Metazoa; Chordata; Mammalia; Pholidota; Manidae
Gene: RETN
Product: resistin
Cellular component (GO): extracellular region
Molecular function (GO): hormone activity
Source: RefSeq, a predicted model, not a curated record